AUGUUUAACAAGAAAAAAACUUCGGAAAUAACUGAACGUAUGGAAGGUGAAUGUGAAGAUGCUAAAGAAAGACAAACAGUAACACGAAAUUAUUAUUCAUCUCGACCAAAAACAUUUGAUACAAUGUUAGGUGGUUAUACACAAGUACAUGAUGCUGACAUUCAAGAAUCUAAUCAAUUACUUCAAUCAAUUUUUAAACAAUAUAAUGGUAAAUUAGGUUCAUCAUAUUGUCUUGAACUUGGUUGUGGAAUUGGUCGUGUAACAAAAAAUUUAUUAUCUCGUUAUUUUGAUCAUAUUGAUAUAAAUGAUUUAUUAGAAGAAUAUUGUGAACAAACUCGAAAUCUAUUUGAAAAUGAUGAAAAUAAAAUAGAUCGAUCAUUUGUUUGUUCAAUUGGUGAACUUGAAUUAGAUAAUUUUCCUAAAUAUGAUCUUAUAUGGGCACAAUGGGUAUUAGGAUAUUUAGAUGGUGAUGAUCUUGUUUGUCUUUUACGUAAAUUAAAAGUAACAUUAAAAAAAAAUGGUUUAAUUGUUAUAAAAGAUAAUUGUGUUGCUCAUGGACAAGAACCUGAAUUUGAUCCAGAUGAUCAAUAUUAUGUUAGAAGUGGAGAACAAUUUUAUGAUAUAGCUCAUCGAGCUGGUUUUACUGUUGUUAAAGAUCAAUGUUCAAAAUUAAAAAAAGUUGUUAGAGAACUUUUACCUAUAAGAAUUUUUGUUCUUGCACUUAAAUGA
This is a messenger RNA of Rotaria sp. Silwood1, 729 nucleotides long. The record is from the annotation of a GenBank genome assembly. NCBI's taxonomy places the organism in Eukaryota, Metazoa, Rotifera, Eurotatoria, Philodinida, Philodinidae.